Ctenopharyngodon idella (grass carp) is the source of this 2056-nucleotide messenger RNA. It is a transcript of the gene mad2l1bp, whose product is annotated as MAD2L1 binding protein. The record is from RefSeq and is a predicted model, not a curated record. Gene Ontology annotation, cellular component: nucleus. Lineage: Eukaryota; Metazoa; Chordata; Actinopteri; Cypriniformes; Xenocyprididae. The transcript is spliced from 3 exons. The coding region runs from base 45 to 1217 and encodes 390 amino acids. Gene Ontology annotation, biological process: regulation of exit from mitosis.
UUUCCCAUGAUGCCGUGCCCGGUGGGUAAAUUCAAACAGUAGAAAUGGAAGAGGGAUCGAGGAGGAGAGAGAUUGUGUGUGCAAAAAUGACUGUCACCAAACACAGCAACACCAACGAAACUUCUAACAGCAGCUACAACGACAAACUUCUUCACACCAAUCAAUGCACAUUUCACGAAGAAGAAACGAAGGUUUUAUCUGAUGGAGAAACGGAAAGGAACAUUUUGUGCCAUGUCGAUGAUCCUGAUUCCUCCCCUCAGUCUCAGGUGGAAAAUAUGUGUCUGCUGGACAACAUUGGUGAGACUGAGAGAGACAGGGUUUGUGUGGAACCCUUUAACCAAUCAGGGGACAAAGAAAAUAGAAAUAGCCCCACACAUGCAAGAACAGAAGAUAGAGGAGAGGAUCAUGAUGUAGGUUACCAGCAGACCAAUGCUUUGGCCAGUUCUUCUGGCAGUCAGAGGGAAUCUACUGGAAUGUCUGCAUACCACGUUGAUGAUGAGGAAAUAUUCAGGAGAGCAAGAGAGGAAGGACGAGUGAAUGUCGUCUUCCCUGGGCGCAUUACCCAGGACGGUUGCUGUAGAUUAGUUUGUGAGCUUCUGAAGUGUGUCCUUUACCAGCGGCAACAGAUGCCCAUGACAUAUGACCAAAUGGUGUUCCUGCAGAAACAGCAGCAUAAUACCACUCAGACGGAGGACAUGGUGAACCGACGGCCUUCAAAAGCAUCAGGGGGCUUAGACUGGCGCCGGUGCCAGCGGACUUUGCAGGAGCUGGAUGAGGUGCUGGCACACCUUGAGGCACUAUUCUCUCUUACCCAUGUUCCCCGUGUGCUUUUCCUGCUGGGUGGGUCUAUCAUCCUUCCCAGUGAGCUGUACGAGGUCAACAUGGAAGCGGUGGCUGUUGGAGCUGGGGAAAACAGCUUAAGGACCUCAAGCUGUCUAAGACAGCUUUUCCGGACUCUAUUUGUGGCCGACCUGUUGUCGGAUGCCAAGUCUGUGCGUCUCAUGACCACCACGGUCAUGGCUCUGGGGCACAGGGAUUGUGGUGUGACUGGGUUUAAACCCAAAGUGGAUUUUAAAUUUCCCACAAAAGUGAAAAAGCAAGUCAUCUCUAUAGCUAGUGAUUUGUCACUUGCCGGGGAACUAGAAAAAAGUAAGAGAGACCUAGAGGACUAUAUAUGGUUCCAGGCCCCUGUCACUGUGAAAGGAUUCUGUAAAUGAUGAGGGAAUAAACAGUAACAGAUUUCAGGGAAUGUUGGAAUACAAUUCACUCCAUAUUCUCAGGGAUCACUGUAUGACUGGCCAAAAAGUAUAUGGGCUAUUGUUUUUUUAUGAUUGUUUUUUUUUAAUAUGCUUUAUUCAGGAAUUCUGUGUGAACUUUGUUUUAAAACUUCAGAUUAUUUAUGCCAUGUUUACAUUGUCAUCAGCUAAUCCAUCUAUAUUUUACAGUAUACAGUGGUGGUUUUCUGUUUAAUAAUCUGGGCUGCUACUCACUUUAAGACCAUUUGUACCAAUUUUUUUUAAGUAACUUAAUUAAAACCAUCUGCUAAAUGUUAGCUUCUGUAAACUGGUGAAUAUACACUUUUUUUAAUUUACUUAAUGAAUGAAUUAUGUGUUUUUAGGCUUUAAUGAAAAUAAUGCAAUUUAACACUUCACUUUCCAUUUGGUGCUAUAUCUUUGUACUGUCUGCUUUUAUUUGCAUUUCCAUUCACUUACAAAAGAACAUUCAAUCUUAAGGUCAGGGUUCAUUAAACUGAUUGAAAUGACAAACUGAUUAUUGUAGUGUACGUGCAUAUUGUAGUGUAACGUGAAACUAUGUUAGCAAAUUUUAGCUUUUGAAACUUCAGAAAUGUUUUACUGACUUUAACAGCAUAGAGUAAAAAAGUAUAUCUUUAGUCUUUAUGCACAAAACAUUGUGCAAAAAAUUUACAAAAUUAUAUUGUACAGAACUUUUUAUGUAACUUCAUUUGGUCGACUGAAAAUUAACACUAAACAGAAAUGAUCAGAGCAGUGCAUUCUAUGUUUCUUAAGAUACUGGAAUAAAGCAGUUAUUUGUGGCC